AUGUACGUGCAAAGAUUCAUGUAAGAAAAACAAAAAUAACUAAACUGGGAAAUUUAAUCUUUUUAAUAUUGUCAACAAUGGUCUAAAGCAAUUAAGGACUAUAUAAUUAGAUCUUAUCUAUAGUAUACAUACACGCAUCGUGGCGCCAAAAUUUUACACUAUUUCUGUAUAAAUAGCAAAUUUCGUAUUAUUUUAUUUUAUUAUUUAAUUUUCAUAGUUUCGAAGUUUUUCUCAAGUAGUGAUGAAGAAUGAAAAAUAUUAUACAGUAUUUUGAGGACGCUGUGUCACAAUCUAACGGUAACAUAUCAAUGCAUUCCAAUAAUGAUACGAAAGAAGAAACAAAGUAUAAAAAUUCUAAAGAGAAACGUAAUCAUGUGAAAAUUAAAAUAUCUCGAACGAACUCUAAAGAAAGGGUGUGUGACAUCGUAGAAGAUGGCAAUGAUAUGGUUAAUAAAACGCCUAGUCCAUUUGCUAAACUAAAUAACAAAGAUAAAAAAUCACCCAAACAAUCUUGUUCUCCAAAAAGUAUUCGAAAGAUUUUAAAAAAAAACAAAUCAACAGAUCAACCUUUGGAUUGUUUAAAAUCAGAAACGAGUAACUUGAAUGUCAAAAAUGAAGAGCAAGGAAAUAAGGAAGAUAAUACUCGAAUUUGCUCAAGUAAUAAUAAAAAAUAUAAAAAAGGCUCAAACAAUAAAACAAAUAUCAAUGAAAAUCUAAAUAUAGAUAAUACAAUGAAAACUAAGCAAAUUAUUGAUGAUGUAAUAAAUAUUGAUUCCAAUGAAAUUGAAAGUCGAGAAGAAUCAAAUGCUUUCCAAAUUCUUAUGAAUCGUAACAAGGUGACUCACUGUGUAUCACCAGUAAAACUAUUUCCUCAAAAUGAGGAAAUAACUAAUAAAAAGUCAGAAGAAUAUAGAGAAAAAUUAAAACGUUCUAAAGAGAAAUUAAUAGGAUUAGCUGAUAAAAAAGGAUAUUCUAAGAGAAAACUUAUAGAGAUAGAAGAAGCAGAAAAAAUAGAACAGGUGAUACAAAGUCGUGUAAAAAUGUUUAAAAGUGAAGAGAAGAAGAAUAAUGCGAAUACAAAUGUUUCAAAUCAUAAACAUUCACCUGGUAGUUUGUUAAAUUAUUUCAGCAAAACUCCAAUGAAUUUAGUACAUGCAGCUAUGACAAAUAUGUCCACCACUGUAGUAAAAGCUGACGUACACAUGACAGAAAACAACAGUAGAUGUAAUUUACAUAAAUCAAGUUUAAAUAAUAAAGUACAAUCAAAUAAGAAAACUAAUGAAUUUGAAUUCUCCCAAAUGGAAGACAUUAGAAUCAUAGAAUCUGAAAAUGUUGAUGUCUUGAAAGAUAAUAAAAAACAACAGAAUAAACAGCUUUACAAGCAUAGAUGGUCGUUGAGAAUAAAACUUCAAACUUAUGAAAAUGAAAAUGCUUCACCAGGUGAUAGCAGUGAUGAAGAAUUAUUCUCACCAACAAAUAAAGUUAAAUUAAAUAUGAAGAAUCGUAAAAAGUUUGGAUCAAUUAAAGAUUCAGAUUUAGAAAACUUGUCAACAAAAAAAAAAAAUGAAAAAAAGAUAUCAAAUAUCAAUAUUAAUAGAAAUACAGAAUUAGAAUUAAAAAAACAUGAACAUUCGGAAAGUUUGGAGAAUAAUAAUAAGUGUUUAAAUGACAAAUUUGAAAAUAAACAGAAAUUCGUUAAAUUUGGUCAGCAGGAAUUAACUUUGAUAAAAGAUUUUAAUACAAAUGUAAAAAAUUGUGAUAAUAUUAAUUUAGGAAAUAUUGCAGAAGAUAAACAAAGCGAAGAAGAUUGUAUUGUAAUUAUUAAUAAGAAAUUAGCCCCUUUAUUUACAAAACGAAGAAAGCUAAAUCCAGAAUCCAGUAAUUUAUCUUGGAAUGAAACUAGCAUUUUUAAUAUACCAAAGAAAAUUUGUAAUGAUUAUAUUCCAGUUACAGACAUAAAGAAUUUCAGAUCAUUAAUAGAUUUCUCCAAAAAAAAAUCAGAAUCUUUGGAAAAAAUUAAUAAACCGAAAAUUCAAGACGCAUUGACAGAUAUAGAGAAGCACUGUUCAAAUGUUAGAGACAUGUGGAAUGUUAUUUCACUUGUUAAAAAACAAUCUAAUAAAGUAGUAUCUCCUAAAGUAAGAGGCAAAAAGAACAGACAAUUGGGAAAAAAGGAAACAAUGGAACACAAAACUGAAGAAGAUCAAUUAGAAUGUUGUAGUUGGACUUACAAAUAUAGACCAAAAAGUUCUCGAGAAAUAGUUGGAAAUAAAGAAGCGGUGGCAAAAUUGAAAGAAUGGCUAAUUGGAUGGAAAAAAGAAUUUACAAAUGACAAUGUUAGUAGUGGAGAUGAAUUUUAUUCAUCUGAUAGUUGUCAAACAAAAAUUAGUGAAAAUAAUCAAAUAGCUGUAUUACUCGGACCACACGGAUGUGGUAAAACUGCUAGCGUAUAUGCAGUAGCAGAUGAAUUUGGUUACACUGUAUUAGAGUUGAAUGCAUCAUCUAGAAGAACAGGGAAGAAACUUGUAAAGGAAUUGAAAGAAGCAACUAAAUCACAUAGAAUUAAGAAAGAUGAGAAAACAUCUGCAUUUUGCGAUUUAAUUUCAGAUGAGAUUGUACCAAAGAAAAUACCGCAAAAUUCUCUCAUUCUUUUAGAAGAUGUUGAUAUUAUAUUUGAAGAAGAUGAAGGUUUUAUUUCUGCUACAUAUCAAUUGGCAUCAAAUUCAAAGCGUCCAAUUGUUAUGACGUGCCGAGAUGUUUAUCCCCAUCUUAAUAAAAUGGCAUCUCAGCAAAAUAGAAUCUAUUUUCAAGAGCCUACUGCUAAUAGAGUUUCUGUUUUAUUAGAAUUAAUUUCAUUGGCAGAAACUGGUUAUAAACUUCCAUUUAAUUGCAUAACAGAAUUAUUGCAAAGUGGUGAUUUACGAAAAGCUAUAUUACAAUUGCAAUAUUUAUUAUUAUCUGGCCCACCACGUAUAUUAGAACAGACCAUAAAUUUUAAAAAUUCAUUUUGGCAAAAUGUACGGUAUUAUGUAUAUAAGCCAGCAAUCAAAGUAAGUAAAAACAGAAAAACAAAAAGAGCUACAAAUCACAAAGUAAUAAACGAUGAUAGAAACAUAAUAAGUGAUAUAGCAAACAAAUUAGAUAAUAUAGCUUUAGUCUCAUCUUUAAUUGAAAUAGAAGACUCUGCGUUAGACUUUUGGCAAAUAAAAACACAACCCAAUUUAUCUUUGCUUGAAAAUACUGCUUUGUAUUCAGCUUCUAGUAAUAUAAGUCUAGAAUUGGCUGAAUGGAUAGGUAGUACAGUUAUAUGUAAAGAGCAGUUAAACAAGUACAAUGGAAUACAAUAUCCAAAUAGCAUUAUGUUAAAAAAACAAUUAAAUAAAGGAGUGAACAUAGCCUUGUCACAAACUACAUCAUUAUUACUCGAUCAUAAAAUUAUAGCUACAGAUUAUAUCCCAUCUAUAAGAACAAUAUGUAGAGCAGAAGAAUCAAGAGCUAAUAGCAAUAAUAAAAGAGGAAAUCGAUUCUUUCAUUAUCUUCAUAAUCUAAAAACAUCAUCUACAUUAUUCAAAUCUAAUGUUUUAGCAGCAGCAUGCAAAAUAAUGUAUGAUAAAGUUGAUAAUGAUGCACAAAAUGAAAAUAUCAAUUCCAUAUAA
Heterotrigona itama is the source of this 3656-nucleotide messenger RNA. NCBI's taxonomy places the organism in Eukaryota, Metazoa, Arthropoda, Insecta, Hymenoptera, Apidae. The record is from the annotation of a GenBank genome assembly.